This is a messenger RNA of Acipenser ruthenus (sterlet), 3370 nucleotides long. RefSeq names its product mucin-2-like. Gene Ontology annotation, molecular function: transmembrane signaling receptor activity. NCBI's taxonomy places the organism in Eukaryota, Metazoa, Chordata, Actinopteri, Acipenseriformes, Acipenseridae. The transcript is spliced from 6 exons. Gene Ontology annotation, biological process: cell surface receptor signaling pathway. The record is from RefSeq and is a predicted model, not a curated record. The coding region runs from base 382 to 2733 and encodes 783 amino acids.
UGUUCUGUGUUAUCAGUGAAACAAAAACUACUGUCGGUGCCUGCCCUGUACAAUCAUCCUGUUUUCAUGAAACCUUUCACAAAACGCCACUGAAGAUCAUAUGGUAUAUGUGAUCCAAUGCGAAUUAACAGUACAGGAUUCAGCCUCGGAAACUGUACUGAACGGACUGAGGUGUGUUUAGACGGUUGAGUUAACAAACAGAAAAACAAAAUCUGGCUGCAAUAAUCGAAACUGAAACUACAAUGCUCAUCACCCACCACUACCCAACUGUGCAGUGGGCAAUAAAAGAAAGCCUAGUAUCACUCGUGUUGCGCAGCGAGCUCACUGCGAUUUAACGGGUGUUUGUAUCGAAGACAGAGAAGUUUGCCGUGCGGUUAAAAAAUGAGACGUGAACUCUUCUUGGUAAUCUUUAUGUCUGCAGUGACCCAGUUUGGAGCUCUUGAAGGGCUGGCACCGCAGCCAGUGCUGACCCUGCAGGCUGGCUGGCCGGAGAUAUUCGUGGGGGAGAGCGUCACUCUGAGGUGUGAGAUUGCGAGGCAGGCUGGGGGCUGGCGGUACAGCUGGUACCGAGACGGGAUUCCUGUGCGUGAGACGUACUCCGACCGGCUGGACGGUGCCAACUACACAAUAAGAGACGCUUCUCGUUACCACAGCGGAGACUACACCUGUCGAGUGGAAAGUUGCUUCUCACCAGCCCACCGGGCAAUGUGCAGUGACCCUGUCAAGAUACUGGUUUCCACCGGGCUGGUGAUCCUGCAGGCUCCCCUGAUGCCCCUCACUCGGGGAGAGGGGGUGACCCUGCGAUGUCGUGUCCGGGGAAACCCCUCCCUCUCUCAGGUGCUCUUCUACAAGGAUGACAAAGUGAUUGACGCUCAGACCAGCCCCGUGCUGACCAUGGCCCGCCUCACAGAGGGAGACGAGGGCAGCUAUUGGUGCAGAGCCACCUGGGGGAGGCAGUGGAGAUGGCAAUCCGCCCGCUCCCUGGAGGUCCCGCUCUCAGUCACAGAGCUGUUCAGUGAGCCUGUUCUGGAGCUGGUGCCAGGGACCCCAGUGCUGGGGAAGUCUCUGACUCUGAGGUGCCUGGCUCAGUUAAUGACUCGAAAGACAGGCACUGGGCUGCGCUACUACUUUCUGAAGGAGGGCUGGAUGCUGGGGAUGGCCACUUCGAAGAACGUGUUCACAUGGAAAGCAGCACAGCUCAGGCACGCUGGGAGCUACAAGUGCAAAGUGACAGCAGACGGGACCAGCGUUGUGAUGCUGAGCAGUUCUGUGCAGGUCGGCUUUACUGCUGAUCCUGUAGAGGAGGACUAUGAGAGCGGCUACAGACCUGGACCUACAGACUCUACUGCACACUCUAUUCACACUGACCACUCCCUCCCAGAUUCCCCCAGUCUCUCUCACCCCUCUCUCCCUGAUACCUCUAAUCCUACUGCCCACUCCCUCCCAGAUUCCCCCAGUCUCUCUCACCCCUCUCUCCCUGAUACCUCUAAUCCUACUGCCCACUCCCUCCCAGAUUCCCCCAGUCUCUCUCACCCCUCUCUCCCUGGUACCUCUAAUCCUACUGCCCACUCCCUCCCAGAUUCCCCCAGUCUCUCUCACCCCUCUCUCCCUGAUACCUCUAAUCCUACUGCCCACUCCCUCCCAGACUCCCCCAGUCUCUCUCACCCUUCUCUCCCUGAUACCUCUAAUCCUACUGCCCACUCCCUCCCAGAUUCCCCCAGUCUCUCUCACCCCUCUCUCCCUGAUACCUCUAAUACUACUGCCCACUCCCUCCCAGACUCCCCCAGUCUCUCUCACCCCUCUCUCCCUGAUACCUCUAAUCCUACUGCCCACUCCCUCCCAGAUUCCCCCAGUCUCUCUCACCCCUCUCUCCCUGGUACCUCUAAUCCUACUGCCCACUCCCUCCCAGAUUCCACCAGUCUCUCUCACCCCUCUCUCCCUGAUACAUCUAAUCCUACUGCCCACUCCCUCCCAGAUUCCCCCAGUCUCUCUCACCCCUCUCUCCCUGAUACCUCUAAUACUACUGCCCACUCCCUCCCAGAUUCCCCCAGUCUCUCUCACCCCUCUCUCCCUGAUACCUCUAAUACUACUGCCCACUCCCUCCCAGACUCCCCCAGUCUCUCUCACCCCUCUCUCCCUGAUACCUCUAAUCCUACUGCCCACUCCCUCCCAGAUUCCCCCAGUCUCUCUCACCCCUCUCUCCCUGAUACCUCUAAUACUACUGCCCACUCCCUCCCAGAUUCCCCCAGUCUCUCUCACCCCUCUCUCCCUGAUACCUCUAAUCCUACUGCCCACUCCCUCCCAGACUCCCCCAGUCUCUCUCACCCCUCUCUCCCUGGUACCUCUAAUCCUACUGCCCACUCCCUCCCAGAUUCCACCAGUCUCUCUCACCCCUCUCUCCCUGGUACCUCUAAUCCUACUGCCCACUCCCUCCCAGAUUCCCCCAGUCUCUCUCACCCCUCUCUCCCUGAUACCUCUAAUCCUACUGCCCACUCCCUCCCAGACUCCUCCAGUCUCUCUCACCGCUCUCUCCCUGAUACCUCUAUUCACACUGACCACUCUAUCACAGUCACUGCAGAUCCAAUCACUUCUAAUCACUCACACCUCUCUCUCCUUAACACUGUCAGCCCCUCAGACCGGCCCCUCUCAGAUACUCCACACCCGAUCGCUCCUGUUGAAACUGAACUGGACACAGACUGGAGUAGCCAUAUGACUCAGGACUCCACUGUAUAAACAAGCUUUGCUAAUGAGCAAGGAAAGGGUUGGGGCAUCUUCAUUAUUUCUCAUAUAUCUUUUUUUUUAUUACAUUAGUAUCAUUACGUCAUUCUCUCAAGUGCAUGCUUGUUUUGCUGUUCAGACAUUUGCGUUUAUUCUGCACAUUAAAAACUCCUUUGUGUCAGGUGGGAGCUCUUUAGCUGUAACACAGGAAGGAAUAGACUAGGAGGAGGACACAAAGUCCUGUGAUCAGACCCACAGUGCUGUGCCUGGAUACAUGGGCUUCAUCCGAGUCAUAGAGGAAAGAGCAGCAACAAGACAAUAAGGGGCUUCAGAAAUUGUUGAUAUACGUAUGCCUAUUUUCAUUUCAAUUUCAACUUAGGAGACUGAAACUAUGUAUUAAGUUAUCCCAGGGUAGUCUCUCUAUAAUGUUACUUAAGCCUGAAAGAGUUAAAGCCUUGGGCCUUUUAAACCUACCAGUGACAAUAGCCAUGUUUUUCUUUUUUUGAAUGUCCUUGUUGUUAUAGUCUAUAUCCAGCAGUUGGCAGUCUAGUGUACUCAAUUAAGAGAAGGGGCAUGAAUCCAGAGAUUGGUUGUUCAAAAAUAUAUUUGUAAUCAUUUUAUAAUGUUUAUUAAUAAAGCUUUUAAUCCUUUA